AUGGGGGACCCCACGUCCCGGAGGGGCUCCCAGCGCCCUGGGCAGCCGCAAGGCAGCUGGGAGCAGGCCGAGGAAUACGGCGAGGAAUACGGCGAGGAUGAGCAGGACCUGAUGGGCGGCCCGGCGUACCAGGCCGGCAUGCCCAUGUACCCGGCCUACCCGGGGGAGGACGCAGGUAUGGGCGGCCUGGACUACCCAGGCAUGGACAUGGGCUACGCCCCCGAGUACCAGCCCCUCGCCUACCAGGGAGCCGAGUUCGCCAGCGGCCUUCCCAUGAGCCCGGGCCUCUACCAGCCCAUGGAGUCUCCUUACCAGGAGCCGGGGGUCGGCCUCCUCACCCAGUACAACCUGUACCCCGACGACGACCAGGAACUCGAAGAAAGCCCGCAGCACGGGCCCUACCUGAGGGACGACCCGACGCUGGGGCCCUCGGAGCCGGCCUUCAUGUCCUUCACCAGGGACGUGCCGGAGCCUGAGCCUCGUGAGCUGGCCGUGCAGAACGCCAAGGCCUACCUGCUGCAGACCAGCGCCAGCUGCGACCUCAGCCUGUACGAACACCUGGUGAACCUGCUGACCAAGAUCCUCAACGAGCGGCCGGAGGACCCGCUGUCCAUCCUGGAGUCUCUGAACCGCACCGCGCAGUGGGAAUGGUUCCACCCCAAACUGGACACGCUGCGGGACGACCCUGAACUGCAGCCCACUUACGAGAUGGCGGAGAAGCAGAAGGCGCUGUUCCUGCGGACCAGCACUGGCGGGGAGGGCGAGCAGGAGAUGGAAGAAGAGGUGGGUGAGACCCCGGUGCCCAACAUCAUGGAGACGGCCUUCUACUUCGAGCAAGCGGGCGUGGGGCUGAGCGCCGACGAGAGCUUCCGCAUCUACCUGGCGCUGAAGCAGCUGGUGGAGCAGCAGCCCAUCCACACCUGCCGCUUCUGGGGCAAGAUCCUGGGGCUGAGCUGCAGCUACCUGGUGGCCGAGGUGGAGUUCCGGGAGGGCGAGGAGGAGGGCGAGGAGGAGGAGAUAGAGGAGAUGCUGGAGGGCGAGGCGCUGGAGGGGCACGAGGAGGAGGGCGAGGAGGACGAGGAGAAGGAGGUGGACACGGUCCCCAAGCCCCAGUGGAAGCCGCCGCCCACCGUCCCCAAGGAGGAGAGCCGCACGGGGGCCAACAAGUACCUGUACUUCGUGUGCAGCGAGCCGGGCCGCGCGUGGACGCGGCUCCCGCACGUGACGCCUGCGCAGAUCGUGCAGGCCCGCAGGAUCAAGAAGUUCUUCACCGGCCACCUGGACGCGCCCGUCACCAGCUUCCCGCCCUUCCCGGGCAACGAGGCCAACUACCUGCGCGCGCAGAUCGCCCGCAUCUCCGCUGCCACGCACAUCAGCCCGCUCGGCUUCUACCAGUUUGGGGAGGAGGAGGGUGACGAGGAGGAGGAGGGUGGCGCCGGACGCGACUCCUUCGAGGAGAACCCCGACUUCGAAGGCAUCCCCGUGCUCGAGCUCGUGGACUCCAUGGCCAACUGGGUCCACCACACCCAGCACAUCCUGCCACAGGGCCGCUGCACGUGGGUGAAUCCUUUGCAGAAGACAGACGAGGAGGAGGAGCUGGGGGAGGAGGAGGAGAAAGCGGAUGAGGCCAUGGAGGAGGUAGAGCAGGAGGUUGGGCCUCCACUGCUGACCCCACUCUCGGAAGAUGCUGAGGUCAUGCACAUGUCACCGUGGACUACCCGCAUCUCCUGCAGCCUCUGCCCUCAGUACUCCGUGGCCGUGGUCCGCUCCAAUCUCUGGCCGGGGGCCUAUGCCUAUGCUAGUGGCAAGAAGUUUGAGAACCUGUACAUCGGCUGGGGUCACAAAUACAGCCCUGAGAACUUCAACCCUGCCCUGCCGGCCCCCAUUCAGCAGGAAUACCCCAGCGGCCCCGAGAUCAUGGAGAUGAGCGACCCCACGGUGGAGGAGGAGCAGGCGCUGAAGGCCGCUCAGGAGCAGGCCCUGGCGGCGGCUGAGGAGGAGGAGGAGGACGAAGAGGAGGAGGAGGAGGAGGAUCUGGAGGAUUGA
Messenger RNA from Dipodomys spectabilis (banner-tailed kangaroo rat), 2046 nucleotides. It is a transcript of the gene Rsph6a, whose product is annotated as radial spoke head 6 homolog A. Bases 1 to 2046 code for a protein of 681 amino acids. The transcript has 6 exons. The record is from RefSeq and is a predicted model, not a curated record. NCBI's taxonomy places the organism in Eukaryota, Metazoa, Chordata, Mammalia, Rodentia, Heteromyidae. Gene Ontology annotation, cellular component: radial spoke; axoneme. Gene Ontology annotation, biological process: cilium assembly; cilium movement involved in cell motility; axoneme assembly.